AUGGUUCUCAGCGGACAUCUCAGUUCACCAAACCAUCAUCCUAACCACCUGAAAAGAAACAGAAUCUUUGAUGAUGGAUCAAACGACCUUUUAUCGAUCCCUGCAGAUUUCCCUGAAGAACUCAUCAUGGAUAUCCUUUCAAGACUACCAGCCAAAUCCGUGGGGAAAUUCAAGUGUGUCUCAAAAUCAUGGCUUUCUUUAAUCUCAACCCAAGGAUUCAUCAAAGCCCAUCUCGCCAUUGCAUCUGGAAGGGAUGAUUAUCAACAACAUUGUCUCAUCUUUGAUGUGUAUCCCCAAAACUUUAAUGGCCGAACUUUUCUAGUGGACAACUUUCAGGCAAAGUCCCCUGAAACUGAAACCAAAACCAAAACCGACGUCCCCAAGGUAUCUGAAAUUGAUUAUCUAGUGAGGAACAAGUCAGUUUGGCCAAUUGGUUCUAGCAAUGGGCUGGUUUGCAUGAGGAGUAACAUUAGUGUUUUGUUUCUGUGUAACCCUACUACUAAAGAAUUUAACAGAUUGCCCAAGACAUGUAUGGAACGGAGAGAUCGCAAACUGGAUUUUGGGUUUGGCUAUGAUAGGUUGAAUGAUGAUUAUAAAAUUGUUGCGUUGAUCCCAACUUCAGUCGACUCUAGCAUUGAAGUCAAAGUGUAUAGCUUAAAGAAGAAUCUGUGGCGCGGGGUUGAGGAGGAUCGUAAGAUUAGGGUUAGGGUGAGUCAGUUUGCUGAUUAUUUCCAAAACACGGGAGGAAAGCUCCAUUGGCGGGUACUUAUCGAUGGUGUUCCUUAUCUGAAAAUUGCUAGCUUUGAUUUGGCCGAUGAAACUUAUGUCGAAAUAGACUGCCCAAAAAACAAAGAAGGCAAACAUCCUUAUGGACUUGGAGUGUUAGUGGACGAUCUUUCUUUAUUAUACAAUGCUGGAACACAAACAGAUAUAUGGGUAAUGUUGAAGGAAUCCUGGACAAAGGUUUUCUCAAUUUCUUAUUAUCUUGGUGGUAUUACUGAUCUUGCUCCUUUCUGUAGUCAAGUAGUUGCCCCAUUGCGGAAUGGUGAAAUUCUGUGUGUCCGGGAUUCAUACUUGUUACUUUACAAUCCAAAGACUAAUGCAUCAAGGAGAUUUCUACAUAUUGGUAAUUUUGGAUUUGGAGAAGGGAUGACCCAUGGAUACUUCCUGUUUGGAAAUGUUUCGUUGUCUGUUGAGAGCUUACUUUCGCCUAAUGUGCAUGACAUAUAA
Messenger RNA from Oldenlandia corymbosa var. corymbosa, 1230 nucleotides. The record is from the annotation of a GenBank genome assembly. NCBI's taxonomy places the organism in Eukaryota, Viridiplantae, Streptophyta, Magnoliopsida, Gentianales, Rubiaceae.